AUGGAAAUUCCAACUUAUAUCUACGUAAUCGCACCGUUGCUAAAUGCAAUCAUAUUCCUGCUAGGAAUCUUUGGAAAUAUUUGUGUUAUAAUAGUGAUUAUAAGAGUUAGAAACAUGAGAACGCCGACAAAUGUGUUUUUGCUCAACCUUAGCGUUGCUGAUGUGUUGGUGUUACUGGUCAGUCAACCUGCAGGUCUGCUGGAAUUCUUCGGGAAGGACAGAUGGUUUCUAGGAGAAGUUAUGUGUAAACUUGUGCCUUUGAUGGAGAAUGGUGCAUUACAUGUUUCAAUAUUGACAAUGUUAGCUGUAACUUUUGAACGCUACCAAGCCAUUUGUCAUCCAUUCAAGUUCCGCAUGGCGUCUACUAUAACGGCUACUUUAAAAUGCAUUCUAGUCAUUUGGAUAAUUGGACUGUUACUCAGUUUACCAAUUCUGUUAAUGACUGAAUACGAAGACGCUAUAUUCUAUGACGGUUCUCCAAUUAAAGUUUGCCGCACGAAAGUAAAUGAAACAUGGCGCGUCUGUUACACAAUAUUCAUCGUCAUCGCGUUCUUUGUAGUACCUUUAUUUGUAUUGAUAUCAUUCUAUACCUGCAUAAUUAGACAGCUGAUGUCUGAUAAACUAAAAUCCCUCGCAAAAAAUGAUCGAACAGCGAUAAAAACUUUAAAAUCAAGAAAACAAGUUGUACGAAUGCUCAUUUUUAUCAUAGUACUGUUUUUCGUCUCUCUUUUCCCAAUAAGGGUAUUUUCUCUUUGGCUUGUGUUUGCUCCAACAACUGCCUUGAUAAAACUUGGACUUGAAGCGUAUCUGAAUUUGAUUUCUUGGGCAAGAAUUAUGAUGUACAUCAACAGUGCCGGAAAUCCUUUGAUAUAUAGUUUGACAUCAACAAAGUUCAAAAAAGCAUUCAAAAAUACCAUACGAUUAAGACGCCGGGCACAGACGACAGAUGUUACAUCGAAUAAACAACUCAAUCUGCGGACCCACAAACAUAUGCAGGAAUUACAGGAUAUGAAGGAAUUGUGCGAUGAAACAGAAGAAAACAAAAACCCUUUGCUUGUUGUUAGACUUGUAUUUACACCGGAAACUCAACAACAUCGCCUUACUGAUUUUAGUCAAGGUUACGUACCACUGCAGCUUAAAAGUGCCAACAUACAUUGGAAUGAUAAAGAUAAAGGCAAAAACAACAGAAAAAAAUAUGAUAUAAAUGUUAUGGAACAUACGAUAUAG
Messenger RNA from Ruditapes philippinarum (Manila clam), 1227 nucleotides. RefSeq names its product cholecystokinin receptor type A-like. Gene Ontology annotation, molecular function: G protein-coupled receptor activity. The record is from RefSeq and is a predicted model, not a curated record. NCBI's taxonomy places the organism in Eukaryota, Metazoa, Mollusca, Bivalvia, Venerida, Veneridae. Gene Ontology annotation, biological process: G protein-coupled receptor signaling pathway. The coding region runs from base 1 to 1227 and encodes 408 amino acids. Gene Ontology annotation, cellular component: plasma membrane. The transcript has 3 exons.